AAAAAUUAAUAGUUAAAUAAUAAAAAAGAAAUUUCUUCAGUAGUUAUGCAAUGGGACUAAAAUACGAUUAUCGACAAUUUAACAGAGUACCGUUUGUUGUCAUCUUCGGAACGUUGAUUUACGAAUGUUGAUUUUUGUGAUUAACUGCACCAUUUCCAUAAUUUAAACAAAAAAUGCAGUAAAUUUUCAGAAAAUGGAGGAAACGAGGAAUGAAACAGUGGAUCUCUCGAGGCGUGGGCUAAAGAAAAUAGAGAAAGCGCCUUUAGAAGACUCUAAAACAAUCAUAACAUUAAUUCUCGACCAGAAUGAACUGCAGCGACUGGACAACAUCGAGACUUAUAACCGUAUUGAAAACUUGUCGAUAUGCAAUAAUUUCCUAGUUCGUAUGCACGGUGUAUCCCGGCUCGUUAAUCUCAGAGUCCUGGCGUUGAACAACAAUGGAAUAUUGCAAAUAGAGGGACUGAAGGAUCUGAUUUAUUUGAAAGUGUUAAAAUUAGCUGGUAACAACAUCAAAUCAAUCGAGCAUUUAAACCACAACAUGCAUAUAGAACAUCUAGACCUGUCCAACAACCAAAUAUCUUUUAUAGCUGAUAUAUCUUAUUUGAAGAGUUUAAAGCAUUUAAGCCUUGAGAGGAACCGUAUAAUGGAUCUACGUCAGUGCGAUCGCUACCUGCCUACAGCAUUAGAACAUUUGGGUCUCGCUCAUAAUAAUAUACAGGAUUUAAAUGAAAUCUGUCAUUUAGUGCAUUUAUCUAAACUAGACAGUUUCAGUAUACAAGGAAAUCCAUGUGUAUCUUUAGCGGGCAAGGAUAAACUAGGGUUUGACUAUCGGCCAUUUGUACUCAAUUGGAUUAUGAGUGUCAAAUCUAUAGAUGGAUUUAUUGUCAGUGCAAUUGAGAGUUUGAAAGCAGAAUGGUUGUACAGUCAGGGCAAAGGCCGACACUUCCAUGAAGGUCAACAUCGGGAACUAUGCGAGUACCUCGCUGCUACCUGUCCCCUUACAGCAGACGCACUUGAGACCGAGGAGCAGAGGAAAUUGAGACUUAUCCUCAGUAAGGCUCAACAUCACCAACAACAACUGAAGGAUCAUAACCAUAGCCCCAUGAAGUCCAAGAUCCAGUCUCCGAGGAUGCAGUCGCGUAUGCCGAGCCGACACAUGGGGCGCUCCCCCGACCGUUUGGUAGCUAAUAGUUAUUUUUAUUUAGCAGAAGUAUCAAAACCAGUGAAUCAAUCGUUAGAAGCAGCAUCAAAGAUGGUACCAGUGCCGGAAUCUCUAAUGAGCCCUGACUACCAAGAUCCUAUUUAUGAUAUCCAAAGAACUAUACCAAAGCCGAACACAAUAUCAAAUACAUCAAGCCAAUCCAGUAAUAGCAGCAUCCAAGAAGAUAGAAAACUAAAAAGUCUAAAAUCAUCACCGAAACUACCGAAAAGCGCAAACUCAUCACCGAAAUUGAAAUCCAAAAUGGAACGUAAAGGCAGUUUGACAAAAUCUGAAAUUAAAAACGACGAGAAAAAGAUAAAUGGUAUAACAAAUAAUAAGGAAAUGGACCAAAUAGAUCACGAUAAAUUGGAGAUGAUAAGGUUAGCGUCAAACCAAAGAAGACAGAAGAAGAUGAGUGUGGAGGCGAUGGCCGCGGUCACCAUACAGAAGAUGUGGAGAGGAUACAGAAGUAGGAAUUUAAAUAAGGAUACGUUGAGGAUCCUGCACGCGAUACAAGCUGCUAGAGCGAGACAGCAUAUACAACGACUGACCUGCGACAUGGAGGCGACUAAAGCAGCUUUGGAAAGUGAAAGAAAAAUUCAACAACUACAAAUGCAGGCCAUCAAUGCAUUAUGGAAGAAAGUUUCUACUCUACAAAACGCCGAUGUGCAGAAGAACAAGUUAUUUGAUACUGAUGAUAAUUCUGAAGUGUUGAGGCAAUUGACUGAUACAUGCUGCAGUUUGCAGGCACAGGUGGUGGAGCUGCAGAGCAGUAUGCAGCAGGUGCUGCGCGCGGUGUCGCAGCGCUCCCGCGGAAAAUGA
Messenger RNA from Papilio polytes (common Mormon), 2023 nucleotides. RefSeq names its product centrosomal protein of 97 kDa (gene Cep97). The transcript is spliced from 14 exons. Bases 194 to 2023 code for a protein of 609 amino acids. The record is from RefSeq and is a predicted model, not a curated record. Gene Ontology annotation, molecular function: protein binding. Lineage: Eukaryota; Metazoa; Arthropoda; Insecta; Lepidoptera; Papilionidae.